UUCCGCAUGGAGGAGGAGCAGAAGAUUUACAAUGAGCAAGGGGUGGAGGCCUAUGUAAAAUACCAGCUGGACCAUGAGAACGAGCCCUUCCUCCCUGGGGCUGCCUUCCCCUUCGUCAAGGCGUUGGAAGCGGUGAACAUGCAGCUGCGCCAGCUCUACCCCGACAGCGAGGAGCUUUUCGACAUCGUUCUCAUGACCAACAACCAUGCCCAGGUUGGGGUUCGCUUGAUCAACAGCAUCAACCACUAUGAUCUGUUCAUUGAGAGGUUCUGCAUGACGGGAGGGAACAGCCCCAUCUGUUACCUCAAGGCCUAUCACACCAACCUCUACCUCUCCUCCGACGCCGAGAAAGUGAGUGGGGCCAUUGAAGAGGGGAUCGCUGCAGCCACCAUCUUCAGCCCCAGCAAAGACCCGGAGGUGUCGGAGAACCAGCUGCGGGUGGCAUUUGAUGGUGAUGCCGUGCUCUUUUCUGAUGAGUCGGAGCAGAUCGUGAAGGCUCACGGCUUGGACACGUUCUUUGAGCACGAAAAAGCUCAUGAGAACAAGCCUCUGGCACAGGGACCCCUGAAGGGCUUCCUGGAGGCCCUGGGGAAGCUGCAGAAGAAGUUCUAUUCCAAGGGGCUGAGGAUGGAGUGUCCCAUUCGCACCUACCUGGUCACUGCCAGGAGCGCGGCCAGCUCGGGAGCCCGGGCCCUAAAGACUCUGCGCAGCUGGGGCCUGGAGACGGAUGAGGCUUUGUUCCUGGCCGGGGCUCCCAAGGGGCCGCUGCUGAAAAAGAUCCGUCCUCACAUCUUCUUCGAUGACCAGAUGUUCCACGUGGAGGGAGCCAAGGAGAUGGGCACCGUCGCUGCCCACGUGCCCUACGGCAUUGCCCAGAAGCACAAGCGGUCGACGCAGGAGAAGCAAACCCCGAACAGCAAGUAGCGGAGCUGG
Molecule: messenger RNA, 933 nt
Organism: Tauraco erythrolophus (red-crested turaco)
Lineage: Eukaryota; Metazoa; Chordata; Aves; Musophagiformes; Musophagidae
Source: RefSeq, a predicted model, not a curated record